Messenger RNA from Thamnophis sirtalis, 871 nucleotides. It is a transcript of the gene KNSTRN, whose product is annotated as kinetochore localized astrin (SPAG5) binding protein. Gene Ontology annotation, biological process: mitotic sister chromatid segregation; spindle organization; regulation of attachment of spindle microtubules to kinetochore. Lineage: Eukaryota; Metazoa; Chordata; Lepidosauria; Squamata; Natricidae. The record is from RefSeq and is a predicted model, not a curated record. Gene Ontology annotation, cellular component: centriolar satellite; mitotic spindle; kinetochore.
UUUGUGAUUCAAAUAACGGCGGGACGCUGUUGUAGAAACAGCCUUUGGUGGAUCUCCUGGGGGCUUCUCUGAGCGCCUUAUUUCACAGACUUUAAAUAUCAUGGAGACAGACAAAUCUAAGAUCCCCGUUUACAUUCCCCAACAGUCCAAAACAACUGGUGUUUUGAAAGAAGUGCAGCCCUGUGAUUAUUCAAAGCAGCACAACCAGAACAAAGGGAUGGACUCACAGCCCCUGAAAGAUCCUGUUUUUACUUUUAGUGCCAACAAUCCUACUUCAUGUGUUGCCCUCAAAGGCCCAAAUCAAAGACUCCCGAAAUCAUGGAAAAAAGGUGCAUUGCCACCCCCUCCCAAGAAAGCAAUGCCAACAACUAUACGAUCCCCUAUGAACAGAUACAGACGGGAGACAGAACUCAAAAACCAAAACAGGUUGCUGGAGAAUGCCAAGAGUGAACUGAGUUUAAAAGUGGUGGAAAUGCAGAAGGAUAUGACAGAUAUGAAGAAUCUGUGCGAUAGUCUUCAAAAAGAAAAUGAGAAGCUGAAAAAAUUUCAGGAAAGCUGCCUCUUGAUAUUAGAAACCAAGAAUUGGGACCAAGUUACAGGUGAACAAAUUUUGGAGGAGGAAGAAACGAACAAGAAGAUAGAAACUGAGAUAACGGUUUUAUCAGACAAACUUAAUGCUGAUCUUGCAUUGUUCAUCCAAACAGCUAAAGAGGAAAAAGAAAAUAUACAGAAUGCUCAGACCAGAUGGAAGCAGAUAGAGGAGGAGAGUACCCAUUUCUUAGAGGAGCAACAGUCUUUUCAGAGAGAAAUGGAAGAGUUGUGUGCUGCCUUAAAUCAGGAAGUUGACUUCUUACACACAUCAGAGACCUAG